AUACUAGUUUGAUGUGCUAUUUCCACUUCCGUUUUGCGACACCAUCUUCCUAAAAUACUGGUGUCUCAGUUUCCUGUAGUAUUCACCACAUAUAAUUAGCAAUUUGCAGUUCAACCCUAGGAUUACCCCAGCAGCUGUGAUCUCAGAUGAAUUUAUCCAGGAGCGCAAAGGAGAUGGAGAGAACAGGGACUGAGAGUCUGGAUGGGACGGAAGCUGUGGAGCAGGAGGCCAAGAGGCCAGGUAUAGAAACAAAGAAAAUGCUAAUCGUAUCAAGUAUGCUAUUUGGAGGCAUCACCAUUCUUCUUUGGGCAAUGUUAGGAUUUCCUAGAAAAUUUAAAAAUCCAAGGAUCUUUAAAGGAAAGUCAUGCACUUGGGAUGCAAUUACAUGUCCACAAGGCUGGAAUCAAAUCCAUAAUAAAUGCUUCUUUCGAUCUGAACAAGAAAAAACUUGGAGAGACAGCCAGGCAAACUGUAUGGCCUAUUAUGGAACUCUGGUCAUAUUCAGCUCCCAGAAUGAAGUGGACUUUUUGACCUACCAUCUGGGGACCUCUUCUUAUUGGAUUGGACUGAAAAAGCAAAAUGCAAGUGAACGCUGGAUGUGGGCGAAUGGUAAUGCAUUUAGCAAUAGGUUCACUAUUGAAGGAAGUGGAAAUUGUGCCUUCAUUUUUAAGAAGGGCAUAAGUAGUGCCAAUUGUGAAAAUGCAAAAAAAUUUAUAUGCAGUAGAAAAGGUGUUUGUCGUUAG
This is a messenger RNA of Eptesicus fuscus (big brown bat), 743 nucleotides long. RefSeq names its product C-type lectin domain family 2 member F-like. NCBI's taxonomy places the organism in Eukaryota, Metazoa, Chordata, Mammalia, Chiroptera, Vespertilionidae. The record is from RefSeq and is a predicted model, not a curated record. Gene Ontology annotation, cellular component: external side of plasma membrane. The transcript is spliced from 5 exons. The coding region runs from base 147 to 743 and encodes 198 amino acids.